Messenger RNA from Notolabrus celidotus (New Zealand spotty), 1206 nucleotides. RefSeq names its product claudin-4-like. Gene Ontology annotation, molecular function: structural molecule activity. The record is from RefSeq and is a predicted model, not a curated record. Gene Ontology annotation, cellular component: bicellular tight junction; plasma membrane. Bases 169 to 792 code for a protein of 207 amino acids. Gene Ontology annotation, biological process: cell adhesion; bicellular tight junction assembly. Lineage: Eukaryota; Metazoa; Chordata; Actinopteri; Labriformes; Labridae. The transcript has a single exon.
UUUGUGUGUGUAUGUGUGUUAAGCCCCUCCCGAGUGUAAUGUAUAAAAGACCCGCUCCAACCUUGCUCAAACAUUUACUCUUGGGGAUCUCUUAAGCAAAGACUUCACCAAGUUCCAGAGAACAACUCUUUUUUUUGGACGACUGUACAAGAAGCUUUUUGGGGAAUCAUGGUGGCAGCUGGACUUCAGAUGGUGGGCAUUGCCCUGGCUAUAAUUGGCUGGAUCGGGGUCAUCGUUGUGUGCGCCCUUCCCAUGUGGAAGGUGACAGCCUUCAUCGGGCAGAACAUCGUCACGGCUCAAACUACCUGGGAGGGGAUAUGGAUGACGUGCGUGCACCAGAGCACAGGCCAGAUGCAGUGCAAGGUGUACGACUCCAUGCUGGCCCUCUCCUCUGACCUGCAGGCCGCUCGCGCCCUUGUUAUCAUCUCCAUCCUUGUCGGCAUCCUGGGCGUCCUCCUCGCCGUCGCAGGAGGCAAGUGCACCAACUGUGUGGAAGACGAGGCCUCCAAAGCCAAAAUCGGCAUCGCCUCUGGUGUGAUCUUCAUCAUUUCUGGAGUUAUGUGCCUCAUCCCUGUGUGCUGGACGGCAAACACCAUCGUUCAAAACUUCUACAACCCACUGAUGAUUGGAUCCCAGAAGAGGGAGCUGGGAGCUGCACUCUUCAUCGGCUGGGGGGCCUCAGCCCUCCUCAUCAUCGGUGGUGCACUGCUCUGUGCCAACUGCCCUCCUAAGGAUGAAUACUCUGCCAAAUACUCUGCUGCACGUUCAUCAACACCCAAAGACUACGUCUGAGGAGAGAACAGCUGGAUGAGAUGGGAAGAGACUGAAAAAAAGACUUGAAUGAAUGCUUUGUGGUCCAGGAGAUUGUUCAUAUUGCCACGAUGAGAAUGAUCUGACUUUCACAGUGAUUUAUUGUGGUCACAGUUUGUUUGAUGCUUGCAUGUCUUCAGGAUGUGCUUCAGCAGCGCUGAGGUGCAGAAGCAUGCGCCACACCCAUACAACUGUGUAUGUGGACUGAGGGACAGAGUGCAUGUCGGAGGGGGAGAAAACAGAUACAUGUACAUAUUCGAAUUACACUCAACGUGUUUAUUGAUGAAUUGUAAAAUGAUUGGUUUUGCUUUUUGUCCUUUUUCACAUCAUUUCAUGUUAACGUGUGUGUGACUGUCUUAAACUGUAAAUAAAGACAUUUUUUUAAUCAAUACUAAA